Phytophthora megakarya is the source of this 1227-nucleotide messenger RNA. The record is from the annotation of a GenBank genome assembly. NCBI's taxonomy places the organism in Eukaryota, Oomycota, Peronosporomycetes, Peronosporales, Peronosporaceae.
AUGCCACCAGUGAGUCUGGAAAUGUUAGACGCAACCUAUCAAGACUACGGUCUGAGUUUCGAUGGUGCUGUAGUGGUUUCUACUCGCCGAGGAAGUUGUGAAUGUAUCUUGUGGAAGUUGCCAGUAUGGCAAGUUGUGAAGACAAAAGGACACAUCUUAGUAUGUGUGACGGCGAACGAUCCUGAGUAUCAUGGUCGAAUCCGAGGUUUAAAGCUCGCUUUGAAGUUUAAUGCCAAGGAGCUCGUGGCAAUUCGGGAUUCCAGGAUCGUCGAUCUCAGGAAGAAUGUUGUGCCUGUGAAGUUGAUCCAUGUCAAACGUGAAUUCAACCCAGCAGCCGGUUACUUGACUUCUAAGACCCCCGUGCUUGGGGAAUCCUCGAAGAUCAAUGGCCCAGACGAGAUAGUACACCUACGCCUCGUCUCUAGAAUUGCUGAAAAGAUCCUGAAGCCUUUGGAAAUUUAUGCUCCCGAUAAAAUUCGUAAGGACCAAGUUGAACCUGGAGUGAGAAACUCCGAAGUCGGAAUACCUGAGUCCUUAGCUACCGCUGCCCAGGUAUUGAUGAUGAUGUCAAGUGCUGAUUCAGGAUCCCGAAAUUCGGUAGAACAAGCCAGAUACCAGGAUGAGCUGAAGGAGUUUGCUAAGAUUUCCGAUCCAUUCGUGUUGGACUUACGAGACGCCCUCUACAGGCUCAGUGCACCUACUCCCGCGAGACCACGCAAUAAACAAUCGGAACUCAGACUCGUGGUCCCAGAGUCCUUACCUGCAGACAUAUUGAACUACUCACACGAAGAUUUUAAAGGCGGCCAUCAAGAUAUCAACCGAACGUUUGAGCGAUUACGGUCGGUGUUCUAUUUGUUUGGGAUGUAUGCCAAUGUUCAGAAGUUCGUGAUAGCUUUUGGCACCGCGCAACCAGAGUCUAAGCGUGGCAAUACUUAUUUGUUGCCGUUCCAGGACCAGUUCUCAGGAUAUGUCAUGUCCGAUGCGGAUCCUGAAGCUCAGGACGUCGAUGAGGCUUACGAAGAAUGCGUGUUUCGGAGAUUUGGGGCGAAUUCUCAGGCAUACCAGAAUCCUUGUUUCAUGAGCACGGUGUUUGCGAGAUUCAGAAGCCUUCUAAAGAGCAAGCAACGGUCGAGGCUAGGGUACCGACCUCAGUCUAAUGGACAGCAGGAACGUUUGGUUCAAACAGUGAUGAGAAGUGUCAGAGGGUACGUCGCUGAUAUCGACUAG